Eruca vesicaria subsp. sativa (arugula) is the source of this 3030-nucleotide messenger RNA. The record is from the annotation of a GenBank genome assembly. NCBI's taxonomy places the organism in Eukaryota, Viridiplantae, Streptophyta, Magnoliopsida, Brassicales, Brassicaceae.
AUGGCCAAGAAAACUCAAAGACGUGCAGCUGCUCGAGUAGAGAGGGAUCAGUUAGGCUGCAUGUGGGGGUUUAUGAAUAUGUUUACUUUCCGCCAUGGACCACUCUCUCCCAAGCUCCUUGUUGACCAAAACCAUGCUGCUGGAAAUCAUAGGAACAAUGAGAUUGACAAGUCCAGCAAAUGCCGUGACAAAUCUGCUCAAGACACCCUUGUUGGUGAAGAGCCCAAUGUCACGAUUACAAUCAUAAAGCCAAGUGUGAAGAAACUCAUUGCAGAAGAGUUACUCGUUGACAAGAAGCAGAGGGAGAAUGCUGAAGCAGGACAGUUGUCAGACUCUGAGCUCGAAGGAAGAAGAAGGAAAAACCAUAGGAGGAAAAACAAGACCCGCAAGAACAGCUGCGAUAACUUUAGCAAUAUAACCACACCUGACACUGAAGAGCCUCAAGUUCACCGCAGACAUAAGAAGAGCCAUCAUGCGUCUGAAAGGAGUGUUGACAUUGAUAACAUGAUUGAAGAGUUCUAUUCUGAGAUUCAUCGCAGAAGUACAAGCCGUGGGAAGAAUGGGAUGUUGAACCACAAACACGAAGAUUAUAAAGAAAAACUGAGGGAACUGGUCAAGUUUUUAAUCAGCCAGAAGCUUUUACAUGGGAACCGUCCCAAGGAGAAUAGUGAAAUACUUACAUCUAAGGACUUGAUGGAAGUGUUUCAGAUUCUUGGAUCAGAUGAGGAGUUGUUUCUCAAACUUCUGCAAGAUCCAGAGAUACUUGUGCCAAGAGAUAUAUCUCAAAAUCUACAAAACAGUCAAAGUCAGAAAGGAGAAGAAAGCUUGAGCUUGUCUGAUAAGAGAUGGUCUAGUUUUUUCAGGAGGAAGGAUACACCACAAGAAAGGACUGAUGAAAAAGCAUGUGAAGCUUCAGACAGGAUUUUCAUUCUGAAGCCAAGCUUUUCAAGUCCAGAAACAGGAGGAAAUAGCCGUGGUUCCUCACCUGAUUCUCAUUUGAUGAGAAAUAAAAUACAGAACGAGAGAAACAGUUCACAUUUCUUUCUUUCUGAGAUCAAGAGGAAGCUGAAACAAGCAAUCAGAAAGGAGCAGCCUGGACUCCAGCGUGAGAGAGGUUUUCCUAAAAAUGUGCCAACUAAAGAUCAUUUCUUUCUCGAGCGGAUGGCAAAGCCUUCAACGUCUCAGAAGAACAAUGAAGAUGAUAGAAAGCAAAGGGUAUCUAACAUUUAUACAGAGGCAAAGAAACAUCUGUCCGAGAUGUUAAACAAUGGAGAUCUUGAUUCGAACAUAACAAGUAGACAGGUUCAAAGAACCUUAGGAAGAAUACUCUCUCUUCCUGAGUACUUGUCUCCUAUAAGCAGCCCAGGAAGAAGAUGGGAAAAGAGCUCAACUGCUGCACACAGGAAGUCUGCUGCUUCAUCGGAUUACAUAAAUGCUGUGAACAUCAAGAAAGAAGCUCAUGUGAGCCAACCAGAGGAUGCAAUAAAAAGUGAUGAUACUCAGGCCUGCGUUCUAAGCAAAGAACCUGACAGUGCUGCCGAGUCUCUCCAACCAACCGCAAGUGAACCUACUGAUGGAACUGCUAACGAAGAUAAAAUAUCUGCUGCAGGUUCUGCAGAUGAUGUAAUGAUUACCAAUGAGAUUGGUAUGGUUACAGAGGAAGCAAGCUUUACUUUGGUUAAUGACUUAUCCAAAUUAGAAGUUCAGGAUGAACAGAUGGACGGUAUAAUCUCAAAACAGAUCUCUCAUGAAGAGAACCAACUACCACUGGCUUCCUCUGUGGCCUCACCAUCUCACUGUUUAGCUAAAAGUGAGGAGUGCAAAUCAGCCGCUACUGAUACUCCGGAAUGGUCAAGCCCAAUAUCAGUUCUUGAGCCACUCUUUAUUGAAGAUGAUAUAAGCCCAGCAAAAAUAAGAUCUCAGUCUGAUGAACCACAGGUGCAACCUUGGUGUAUCCACUUCGAUGAAAAAGAAGAUUCUGCAGCUAAAAGCCGAGAGGAUUCUGUCAAAUCCAUCACAAGUGACAAGGAAGUGGUGUUUGGUUAUAUAAAAGCAGUCAUGGACGCAGUAGAGUCAGAUUUUAAAGAGCUCUAUCUGAAGGCGCAGUUCUCUGAUCAGCUUCUUGAACCGGCACUGAUCAGCAAUGUACCAUUCUGUCCAAGCCAGCUUUGCCAUGACCAUGAGCUUCUCUUUGACUGCAUCAAUGAAGUUAUCAUGGAGCUCUGCUGUUGCCCUCCAUGGGCUUCCUUUGUUACACCAAGAACCAGAGUCUUCUCUACCGUCAAAAGCAUCAUUCACGAGGUUCAAGAAGCGGUCUACUGGCAUCUCUUGCCAUUGCCACUCCCUCACGCGUUGGAUCAAAUAGUUAGGAAAGAUUUGGGUAAAGCUGGAAACUGGUUAGACAUCAGAUGUGAGAUUGACUGCAUUGGCUUUGAAACUAGUGAGUUGAUUCUAGAGGAAUUACUUGAAGAGGUCACUCUAAACUGCCUCAACAACACUGAGCACUCUCUUGUUCCAUCUGAGUUGAAGACCGAUGAGAGCAUCCUUAUUUUAUAAAAGUGCAAACUCUCUUCUUAAAGACAGAGCCAUUGUUGAGAGAGACAGCUGCAAGCUCAGAACAUAGCCUCAGUAUCACCAUUGCUAACUUCCAUUAGCGCAGAACCAUGUAGAUAGUGUGUGUAUUACUCAAAGACAAUAACUUUCAGACUGCUGAGAGAGACAGAGAAGAGAUAAGAUCCUUUCGAGACCAGUUUGUGGUGGGGUCAUUACAGAAACACUUUCAAAGACAGGACCACUGGUCUCUUGUUUUAGUAUACUAUAGGAUAUGAUUUAUUUUAGUAUGAGUGUGUGUUGUGUGUUGAGAUGUGAUAGUGUUUUUGGUUUCAUUGAUUUAUUUGUGUGUAACAUUUUCAGAAGUUUGACAUAUGACAAUGUAUUUAUAGGAAGUAUGAUCUGGGGUGGACAAUCUUGAAGAGUACUUUAUUUAUUAAUGAAAGUUAGAAGAUAUACAAGGUUAGUGUAGUUGGAAAG